Molecule: messenger RNA, 1759 nt
Organism: Diospyros lotus (date-plum)
Lineage: Eukaryota; Viridiplantae; Streptophyta; Magnoliopsida; Ericales; Ebenaceae
Product: oligouridylate-binding protein 1B
Exons: 12
Coding region: 169-1446 (425 amino acids)
Molecular function (GO): mRNA binding
Source: RefSeq, a predicted model, not a curated record
UUGGAGGCCACAUUUGAUUCGCGUUCUCGUCAUUUUUCUGGUUCGAGGCUCUUCUUUCAUUUUUCCUUUUCUUCUUCCAUCUCUCCAAACCCUAGAAAUUUUCACCCCUUUUCUGCGAAUCGAUUCCGAGGAAGAAACCAUCAAUCGCAGAGCAAGAACAGCGGGAAAAUGCAGCAUCAGAGGCUGAAGCAACAGCAGCAACAGCAGGCCCUGAUGCAGCAGCAAGCGGCUCUCCUCCAACAGCAAUCUCUCUACCACCCUGGCCUCUUGGCUGCCCCCCAGAUUGAACCAAUCCCAAGUGGAAAUCUGCCUCCUGGGUUUGACCCAAGUACAUGCCGCAGUGUGUAUGUGGGGAACAUUCAUACACAGGUGACAGAGCCCCUCCUUCAGGAAGUUUUUUCAAGUGCUGGUCCAGUUGAGGGAUGCAAACUCAUCAGAAAGGAGAAGUCAUCAUACGGAUUCAUUCAUUACUUCGAUCGUAGAUUUGCUACCCUUGCUAUUUUGUCACUUAAUGGAAGGCACCUUUUUGGGCAGCCUAUAAAAGUUAAUUGGGCUUAUGCCAGUGGUCAAAGGGAAGACACAUCAAAUCACUAUAACAUUUUUGUUGGUGAUCUCAGCCCCGAGGUUACUGAUGCAAUGCUGUUUGCAUGCUUUUCUGUCUAUCCCAGCUGUUCUGAUGCAAGAGUUAUGUGGGACCAGAAGACUGGACGUUCAAGAGGCUUUGGGUUUGUUUCUUUCCGGAAUCAGCAGGAUGCUCAAAGCGCAAUAAAUGACUUGACUGGGAAGUGGCUUGGCAGUAGACAGAUACGUUGUAACUGGGCCACAAAAGGUGCUGGAGCCAGUGAUGACAAGCAAAGCAACGAUGCCAAGAGUGUGGUGGAACUGACAAAUGGCUCAGAGGAUGGUAAAGAGACUGCCAAUAAUGAUGGGCCUGAGAAUAACCCUCAAUACACCACUGUUUAUGUUGGCAAUCUCGCCCCAGAGGUUACUCAGCUUGAUCUGCAUCGCCACUUUCAUGCUUUCGGUGCAGGAGUGAUUGAGGAAGUUCGUAUUCAACGUGACAAGGGCUUUGGUUUUGUUAGAUACAGUAACCAUGCUGAGGCAGCUCUGGCCAUUCAGAUGGGUAAUACCCAAUCGAUUCUCUAUGGCAAGCAAAUCAAGUGCUCGUGGGGUAGCAAGCCAACCCCACCGGGAACAAGUUCAAACCCGCUUCCUCCACCUGGACCAGCACCUUUGCCGGGCCUUUCAGCUGCCGACCUCUUGGCCUACGAGCGGCAACUGGCGAUGAGUAAGAUGAGUGGUGUUCAUGCACUGAUGCACCCCCAAGGACAGCACCCUCUGAAGCAGGCAGCCAUGGGAAUGGGUGCUGCUGGAGCCAGCCAAGCCAUAUAUGAUGGUGGCUUCCAGAAUGUCGCUGCUGCCCAGCAGCUCAUGUACUACCAGUGAUGAAUGAGUUCCGUUGUGGGUGGGUGUGGGGGGGUUGAUCCUUGAUUUGCCCUACCAUUCCAGUAGAUCAUCCUUGUGUUUUCUAAACUUCUAGGGAGUUUUUCUGAUGCUUCUCUUUUUUCCCCCCGUUUUUUUUUUUUUUGCCCCUCGAGUUGUGGUGUUGCCUAAUACCAGCUAUAAGUAUCAUCAUGUGUAUGCUUUUACUGUUUCAUAUCAUGGAGGGUUGAGUGGUAAUGGCUAAAUUGAAGUUGCCUGUUUAGCGUUUGGCGCGGGUAUAAUAGCUAGCUAGCUCUAUAAUGAAAGGUUUGAUGGA